CGCAGCUGAUUUGUGACUUGGUCUUGCUGGGACUAAGAACCCCUCGCAUACAAUACUUGGAGACCCCCGUUCUUGUUCUGGACCGAAACCACUCAGCCUUCAGCUUUCCUUCUUGUUACACUCGAAUGUCUCCAAGGCAUGAAAUGAUUCGAAGACGUGUUCUGCAGGGCACUCGUCUAGCAAACAAUUCCUGUCAAGGCGGAAAUGGGCGCGCAUGUGCCUGACCUCCUCCAGGGUUCCAACAUACUCUACUCCCCACGCUUCAAACGACAUUCCAUCCAACCACAGCAGCUUAUGAUAUUACUGACUGGACAAAAACACUCUCUUAGAAAUAGCUGCCUCGUAUCCCGUUGCUACUCCUUGGGCAUUGAUGGGUCUGGACUACCCUGUUCAUGAUCCAACGACUCUCCGCAAUGUGUUUUGUGGUUUGAUCAACAUGACCUCGACCCUCAUCGCCACUUGCCUCUGCGGAAUCAAUGCAGAGAAGCUGCAGUUGGACUCGCAGAUCCCAUUUAGCGUGUCGUCGUGCGCAUGCAACAGCUGCCGAUAUAGUAGCGGUGUGCUUUAUACCUCCCGCAUCCCCAUCAGACAACGUCCAACUGCUGUUGAAAAGUUACAGAGAUACGACUCUUCCAACAAGCUGAGCAGGUAUUUCUGUCCGGUAUGCGGCUCACAUAUGUUUGUUCACGCUGUAAAAGACGAUUCCUGGUCCGUCUGCUCGGGAGCGGUUGAUCAUGUUGUGGGGCUUGAGCAUGUUUCUGUGCUUAGCCUGGAACAUAUUAUGCAGCACGACUUCGUAGGCGAUACUAGAGAUGGCGGUCUUGCCGUCUGCCUAUCCCACUUCGACGACAACACAGCACCGCUUUUUGCCCAGGCACCCAAUGGUACAACUUUCGAGAAGUCUCCCACCAACGAUGCCAUUGCACUCGAGCCGUCCCAUCCGCGAAAGGCCCGGCUCGAUGCAGAUAGCAUCGAAGAGAACGCCACUGCCAUCGACGAGAUCAGCGGGCGGUGCCACUGUGGAGGCGUGAACUUCGGCAUCACUCGCCCAGGUGUUGUGUCAACCCAUUGUUCAUCGCCCUUCCCCGACUUGUUGGUCCCUUAUCAUUCGUCAAGCUCAGCAAAUCCUCAAGAUAUCAAGUGGUGGCUUCGGGCGAAUGGGUCGAAAUACCUGGCUGGAACUUGUGCUUGCAGGUCCUGUCGGCUUGGUAGUGGGUAUCCCAUCCAGUCUUGGGCUUUCAUACCAAAAGCAAAUAUUCUCCAAGCGGAUGGAGAACGGCUAAGGUAUGAAAUGGGUACACUUCAGCAGGUUGAAAGCUCCAAAGACUGUUUCCGAGAGUUCUGCCGGAUCUGUGGUGCGACUGUUUUCUGGCAUUGUCGCGAAAGGCCCGAUCUUGUUGAUGUGAGUGCAGGUCUUUUGCGGGCUGAUGAAGGGUCCCGAGCAGAGAGCUGGCUUCACUGGUGGACUGACAGAGUCAGCUUCAAGGAGGAUGCUUUGGAUCAAGUUCUGGUCAGUGCUUUGGAAUUGGGCUUGGAGAACAUCAAGGUGGAGGAGUAGUCAGUGCUCUUAGCUAUGCAAUCCAUAAUGCCACAGAUCAGACCUUGAGACUCAAGAGGCCUUCAGCUCUGUCAGUAUGGCUCAA
This is a messenger RNA of Exophiala viscosa, 1643 nucleotides long. RefSeq names its product Mss4-like protein. NCBI's taxonomy places the organism in Eukaryota, Fungi, Ascomycota, Eurotiomycetes, Chaetothyriales, Herpotrichiellaceae. The transcript has a single exon. Gene Ontology annotation, molecular function: carbon-sulfur lyase activity. The record is from RefSeq and is a predicted model, not a curated record. Bases 371 to 1558 code for a protein of 395 amino acids.